CGCGGUCCUCGUGCCCAGCCCCCUCCCUGGGACCCUGGAGCGGGAGGGGCGCCACAGGUCCAGCAUUUGGGGGUAAUGGAUGGCUGCCGGAACCAGGGCACCCACGGAAUGGUUGCUUGGGAAGGGACAGUGCAUGCUAUUGACUGUUGUUGGGCAUGGGGUUCAGGGAUAAAAGUGCCGCAUGCAGCAGUGAUUACAUGGAUUUUCAAGAAACCCAUGCAGUUUGGUUCAAAGGAGAAAGUAGUGUCCUGAGGAAAACACCUUUGACCUACAUCAGGUCGUCAUCGCAAAUGGCAGGGACUCAAUAACCAUUUUGGAAGGGGUUGAUUUUGUUUUGUUUUUAAGAAAGCCCGGCCUUCAACUCCUAGCAGCGAUGGCCUUGAACUCCUGAUCCUCCUGCCUCUAACCCCCACCCCCAAGAUCUCGUGUUACAGGCACGUGCUACUACACCCAGUCAGUUUUGGGUUUUUUUAAGACAGUCACCAGUUGCCCCGACUGGCCUGGAACCCACAGCAAUCCUGCUGCCUUAGACGCCUAACUGCUUGGAUUACAGAAAUGAGUCAGCAGGCAUGGUUCAGUAAAUGUUUAUUAAACUAAUGGAGUCCAAGAAAAAUACCUAAUAAGCAGGUGAUACAGGCCAGAAAGGAUACAGGAAAUUCAAGGCUAGCCCUUACCAUUUAUCAAGACCUUGUCUCAAAAAAAGGGGGGUGAUGGGGGAGAACAUUUGGUUAGCAUUUGUUUAUAAGGUUCUAGGUUCAAUGCCUUUUUGUUUGUUUGUGUUUUUGUUUUUCUAGACAGGAUUUCUUUGUGUCCCCCUGGCUGUCCUGGAACUCCCUCAGAAGACCAGGUUGGCUGCCUCUGCCUCCCAAAUGCUGGGACUAAAGGCAUGUGCCCCCACGGCCCAACCUAAUGCCCAUUUUUUAAAAGCAAAUCCCCUCUAAUGAAAAUGGGAUAGGAAAUCUCUUGAGAAUAAUAUUGUGACUAAAGAGUACAGAAACGGGCUGGAGAGAUGGCUCAGUGGUUAAGAGCACUGACUGCUCUUCCAGAGGACCUGGGUUCAACUCUUAGCACCCACAAGGCAGCUAACAACGGUCCGUAACUCCAAGAUCAGACACCCUCACACAGAGAUACAUGCAGGCAAAAUACCAAUGUAUGUAAAAAAUAAAUAAAUUAUUAAAAAAGAAAAAAAUACUGGCUUUCAAAGCACCAUUGUUUUAAAAAAAAAAAAAAGAGUACAGAAACAAAGCUGGCCUUGGUGGCAGGCACCUUUAACCCCUGCAUUCUGGAAGUAGGAGCAGAUGAGUCUCUAUGAGUUUGGGUCCAACCUGGUCUACACCGUGUUCUAGUCCAGCCAGGAAUACACACAUAGUGAGGGCUUGUCUCAAAAAUAAUUAAUUAGCUAAUUGAUUAUUUUUUUAAAAAAAUCAGGGGGCUGAGGAGAAGGCUCAGUCAAUAGUGCCUUGGGCACAUGCCUGAGUUCAGGUCCCCCCAUUAAAAGCUGGGUGCAAUGACAUGCCUGUAACCCUACCACUAGGGAUGGGAGCUGCAACAGGUGGAUCUCUGAAGCUCAUUGGCCGGCCAGUCUAGCUAAAGCUGUGAGCUUCAGAUUCAGUAAGAUGGCCCUGUCUGGGGGGAAAAAAAAUCAAAGCGGAGCACAGUAGAGGAAAGCUAUCCAACAGUGUCGGCCUCAGCUCCACACACAGGUCCACGCAGCCACGUGCACACUCCUGAAACCCACACCCAGUCAAAAUGAUGGCAUACAAAGAGCAGAUGGGCAUGGCUAGCACAGGUGGGGCUUAGGACUGAGCAGCCACGUAAGAUUGUUUUUAAGGACUGGAUAAAUGCAAAGAGGUACAAUGACGGGCGUUGAAGAGGAUGCCCGGAAACCCUGUUUGGGAGGAUAGAGUGUAAGCAUCCUUGAGAACUCUAGGAGGGCAAACGUAUCUGUGCCUGAAGCUGGCAUUCAGCACGGCAAAAGAGGAAGAUGUUUGUGUUGAGCAAAUACUUGAGAAAGAAGAGAGUAGUUUCUGGGAAAGGAGGGUCUACGAGAAAGGUUAUGGGCUGAAGACAGGAGAAGCAGGGAGAAAGCUGGGUCCUGAGAGGGACAAGAUGAAUGAGCACAGAUGUGGCUUCCCAAAAGCAGAAGGGCUGGUUAGGACAGAGCCCAUGUGACUGUCCUGAGCCACCACUCCUGCCCUAGAUCCAUGGACCCCAAUGAAGCACCUGCUCUCCACCACUGCUCUGCUGACUCUUCCCCAGGGAGUGAGGACAGAGUCCCCCAGAGCACAGAGCUCAUUCCCAGGAGACCUGUCAGUCGCUCUCCAACCUGUGCCCGCUGUCGUAACCAUGGUGUCACAGCCCAUCUCAAGGGCCACAAGCGCCUCUGCCUCUUUCAGGCUUGCGAGUGUCACAAAUGUGUCCUUAUCCUGGAACGUCGGAGAGUCAUGGCUGCCCAAGUGGCCUUGCGUAGGCAGCAGGAGGCUCAGCUGAAGAGGCACCUGGCUCAGGGCCUGAUGAAAGGGGCAACCCCCCUGAAAGCUCCCCUCCGUGUCAAGAAGGGAGCCAUUCGACCAGGGGUCCCUUCUGGAAAGGAGAACAUAGCACCCCAGCCUCAGAGUCCCCAUGGAGCAGUCCCACUGGUGCUGACACCCCCUGGGAAGGAGAACUAUGGGCCUCUGCUGCUCAGCCGCCCCCAGGAAGCCUUGCCUUUGCCCUGGACUCCGGUGCCUCCUGGGCCUUGGGGCCCUGGACACUGGCUGCCACCAGGCCUCUCAAUGCCGCCUCCAGUAGUGUGCCGCUUGCUGUGCCAGGAACCUGCUGUCCCUCUGCAUCCCUUCCCUGGCUUUGACCCUGGCACAUCUCUCCGGCUGCCCACUCAUGGAACCCUCCCAACCUGCCCAGGAUCUCGCUCAGUGCUGGCAGCUCCACUUUCUGGAGAGCCCCAAGGACCCCCUAACCUACCUCACACAUGUUCAACUCUGAUACUCCAGUCCUGUGGAGCCCCGGACUCUCUUCUGCUACAGCCACAGGCCCCUGGAACCCCUUGCCUGGCCUGGACGUCUGGCCCCUCAGAGCGGCAGUUGCAGCGAGAGGCAGCUGAGGCCCUUGUAGGUCUGAAAGAUUCAUCCCAGGCUCCCCGCCUGGCUCCAUCUGUCCCCCCAAACCCUGCCUGGAUCUCUCUGCUUCACCCCUGUGGCACACCAGCUCCUCCUGGGGGAAGAGGAUUCCAGCCUGUCGGCCCACCUCUCCGGCCCAGUCCAGCUUCCUCUGUCUCUCUGCACAUUGGGCGUCUGGGAUCCAUCUCCCUCCUCAGCUAGAAACCAAGAUGGAGUCUGCCACACUGGGACAAGGAGAUGACAAACUGCAGGCACUGCAUAUUUGGUAUUUUAUUUAUGCAUUUUGCAUAGGAUUUAGUGUAAUGCAAGCUUCAGCCUUUUCUUUUUUAAGCUUUCAGGUUCCUUUUGUAGUGUGGGUAUUUCCUUGACUGGGGGUGGAUGUUCUCUCGCCCUUUUUAAGUCCCUCAAUGGAGGCAGCUGGGCAGUUUAAGAGGACCCAUAUCUAAAUACAUUUUUGCAUGAGUUUAUGUUCUAUAUAUGCCUGUGUGCUCACGUCUGUCUCUGCAUGUGAAAAUACAAGAAUAUGUUCACAUUGUAUGUAGGUUUCUGUAAGCAAGAAAUAAACCUUUGCUGUUUAAGCCAUCAA
Myodes glareolus (Bank vole) is the source of this 3702-nucleotide messenger RNA. It is a transcript of the gene Dmrtc2, whose product is annotated as DMRT like family C2. Gene Ontology annotation, biological process: regulation of DNA-templated transcription. The record is from RefSeq and is a predicted model, not a curated record. Gene Ontology annotation, molecular function: sequence-specific DNA binding. NCBI's taxonomy places the organism in Eukaryota, Metazoa, Chordata, Mammalia, Rodentia, Cricetidae. Gene Ontology annotation, cellular component: nucleus.